This is a messenger RNA of Naegleria fowleri, 999 nucleotides long. RefSeq lists its product as uncharacterized. Gene Ontology annotation, molecular function: cyclin-dependent protein serine/threonine kinase activity; cyclin binding; ATP binding. The transcript is spliced from 5 exons. Gene Ontology annotation, biological process: regulation of gene expression; protein phosphorylation; regulation of G2/M transition of mitotic cell cycle. NCBI's taxonomy places the organism in Eukaryota, Heterolobosea, Eutetramitea, Acrasida, Naegleriidae. Bases 1 to 999 code for a protein of 332 amino acids. Gene Ontology annotation, cellular component: nucleus; cyclin-dependent protein kinase holoenzyme complex; cytoplasm. The record is from RefSeq and is a predicted model, not a curated record.
AUGGAGCAGUCGAGUGUUGGCGGAACUUCAAUUCAAAUUUCAAACACCGAUAUCAUUCAACCGCAACAACCACAACAACCGUCAUUGACAUACACAUUCUCCAACAAAUUAGCAAAAUAUAAAGUCAUUGAAAAGGUUGGAGAAGGAACAUACGGAGUAGUAUUUAAAGCUAUUGAUAUCACCACCGGAAAGUUAGUGGCCAUCAAAAGGAUUAGGCUUGAGAGAGAGGAAGAAGGAGUUCCUUCGACAACAUUGCGAGAAAUUGCACUUUUGAAACAACUUUCUCAUCCUAACGUUGUCAAAUUGCAUGAGGUGGUUCAUGAUUCGAAUCAAUUAAAUUUGAUUUUUGAGUUUGUGGAUAUGGAUCUUAAAGCAGUGAUUGACAAACAACGAGAGAAAAAACAAUAUUUUCCAUCCAUUACUGUUAAAAAGUACAUGUUUCAAAUGUUGAAUUCUUUGGCCUAUUGCCACUCGAAUAGAGUGCUUCACAGAGAUAUUAAGCCACAAAACAUUCUAAUUGACAGUGAAGGAAAUGUGAAAUUAGCAGACUUUGGAUUAGCACGUGAAUUUAACAUUCCAGUGAGAACGUUAACAAAAGAGGUGAUAACACUGUGGUAUCGAUGCCCUGAAUUGUUACUUGGCGCAAACAAAUAUUCAACUGCAGUGGACCUGUGGUCAAUUGGGUGUAUCUUUGCGGAACUCGUUUCAUUGACCCCUCUGUUUCCAAGUGAUUCAGAAAUUGAUCAUUUAUUUAAAGUGUUUCAACUUUUAGGAACGCCAAAUGAGGAUAGUGGCAUUGCUCAUCUUCCUAACUAUCGAAACACCUUUCCCAAGUGGAAAGGCAAUUUGCUUGCCUCAAAAUUUCUUCGAACACCAUUCGAAAAAGAUGUUCUCGGUUUGGACUUGCUUGCAAGAAUGCUUACCAUCAACCCAGCUCAUAGAAUUAGUGCUCACGACGCACUAAAGCAUCCAUACUUUGACGAGUUACUGAAUUGUUAA